Molecule: messenger RNA, 3112 nt
Organism: Rhopilema esculentum
Lineage: Eukaryota; Metazoa; Cnidaria; Scyphozoa; Rhizostomeae; Rhizostomatidae
Product: lysine-specific demethylase RSBN1L
Cellular component (GO): nucleus
Source: RefSeq, a predicted model, not a curated record
CAUGCUGCAAACAGAAGCAAAGCAGACCAACGUUGUUGUUGGGAAGUAAUGGAGUCUCGGCUUAAAGAAUCGGCGCCAAACAAAGAUGGAAAGCAAACGAUAGAAUGGCGAAAAAAAGCCAAAGAAAAUAAUAAGCACCAAAAUCGCAUGGCUGCAUUUCCUGGUGCAGCUUUAAAAUUCCCAAGGUGCAGGCUGAAGAUUGAGCAGGAAGAAGCAAAGAAGAUGAAAGAGCGAUUGUCAAAUCGGCAUUAUGGAGAGGGAGAUGGCAAUGAACCGGUAGAUAGCUACAAAGAGGACAUGGAUGGCGAGGAAAACCAAAGCAAAGAUGGCUACGAGAGAAAACCCCUUAACGGUUCUGUUCAACCAGACCAUAAACAAAAAAGAAGUAAGCAGAAGCAUAGAAAAAAAUAUUAUAAAAGUUUGUUGGACAGGUUCUUCAGAGACAAGGACUUUAAGAUUCGGAAAACUGCACAUAGCCAGUCAAAGUUUGGGAAGUUCAUCCAUAUUGAUACAGAUCCCAAUGGUGGGGCAUCAGUCAUUCAUGCAUACAUAGAUGAGGUUGCAAAAGUCAAAGAAGCCUAUGUUGAUGAGUUUGUUGAUGAUUUUUUGCGACUUGUUUUUCAAGAAGAAAAAGAAGGGGUUUCAAAUGUUGUUAUGGGUAUUGUUCAUGGGGCAGCAGCUAAAAUUCCGGAGCCAAUGGAGUAUCUUGCCAACAAUUGUCCAAAUCAUAUGGUAAUAACUGAAGUGCUUGGAAAGAAGUCAGAUCUUGAGACAAUCACUAUAAAAGAUUUCCAUCAAAGGGUUGAGAAUACCUUUCAUAAUGGAACAUACAGAGCUGGUCCACUGAAUCAGUUCAGCUUGGUUGGGACUGUGGAUGGAGAGUCAGGAGGAAUGUUUCCUGACAUACUUGACCAAUUAGAAGCUGAUCCAUUCCUUUACAGAACCGUACCAUGGGGCAAGCUGUCUGUUUUGCAUAUGCUUGAUAGAAGUUUGAGUAAUGAUGGGCCAAUCAUGUGGGUUAGGCCUGGGGAACAAAUGGUUCCAAUGGGAGAAGUUGCCAGGUCACCUCUUGCAAAACGAAGAAGGACAGCUGUCAAUGAACUUCACAAUCUCCACUACCUACCACGUGUAUCUGAACCUAGAGAGUUUUUGGCUGAAGAUAGAACCAAAUGUCAUGCAGACCAUGUCGGGCAUGGUAUUGACAGACAAACAACUGCAGCUGUUGGUAUUUUGAAGGCUGUUCAUGUUGGAGAAAGGUCAGCAAAUUUCCGUGAGGUGAAAGAUGUGAUUGCAUUUCACUCUGGUGACUUUUUUGGUGUUUCAGAGAAGAUGCAACUUGAUCUUCAUGAGCCACCUGUUUCACAGUGUGUUCAGUGGAUUGAUGAGGGUAAGCUGAACCAGUUGAGAAGAGAAGGGGUCCGCUAUGCCAGAAUCACUCUAAGAGAUGAUGACAUAUACUUCAUUCCAAGAAAUGUCUGUCACCAGUUCAAGACAAUUUCUGCUUGUACCAGCAUUGCAUGGCACAUCAGACUAAAGCAAUAUUACCCUGAGCCAGAAGAAGAGAAUGAUUCGUCAUCUGAUGGAAGUUCAAGUGACAGUAGCAGUGACGAUGAUGAUGAUAAUGAGGACAAUGAUGACGGUGAUUCUUCCAGCUCAGAAAAUGCAUAACCAUUGACAGCUCUGUACAAAUACUUGACCAUAUAUCUUUCAGGUAUAUUAUUUAUCAAGAGUAUUUUAUUGUCAGGAUUUCAUCAUCAACACUGCGUUGGAUGUCAAGAAAUUUGGUCAGCUGCCUCUUAAUUAAUCAUGUUAGUACCAAUGUGCUUUCCCACUUGCCCAAUUAUCUUUUCCUCUAUUUGAACCUGCACCAUAUACCAGAAAACUUUCAAUUUUUAUUGGGCCUAAAAUGCUUGGUCAGAAUGCUAUUUUAUUUAAUUUUGUAUUUCUAUGCACAGGCUCUUAUCAGGUCAGAAUUUUGUUGUCACCUUCAGUUCUGGUAUCCCCAAUACCUUGCACAAAGUUUCAACCCAAUUUUACUCAGUCUACAGGACCUUUUGAAUUGGAUUAUGUUUUUAAAAGAAUUGGAUUUUCAUCCAUUAUCAAUAUUUCCAAUAAAGCUGUAUUAAAGGACAUUUGGUUUUUUUCUAUUUAUUAUUGUCUUAUGUAGAUAGUUUGUGUUGUUUCGUCCACUAAAAGCUUUGUUUUCACUUUCACUGUGCCUGCCAACUGAAGAUAUAUUGAACUCAAAUCUAUUUUUCAACUCCAUAGGAGAACAUUGCCAUCAAUUAGUUAUGCAGAAUUUAUUUUUAUGUCCAAAAUUGUCUUACUUCUUUACGUGCUGCUAAAAUUAUCUUUGUAUUUUCUAGGACCCCCUGUUACCUUCAGAAUUUUGCAUUAUAGCUUUUUGGUAUUUUCAAAUUAGUAGUCUUUUUGAAUAACUACCUAAGGUGAGCCUUAGGUAUGAAUGACGACAUAACAGUGGUAAGAUAAAGCUAUCACCUGAAAGCCAGUUGCCAUAUUGAGAGAAUGUCAAAAUGUAAUUUUCAAAUGAAUUGGCCUCAAAAAAGUCCACAAUAUCAAUUAUUGUAGAUAAUCACCACUCAUGGUGCUUCCCUACCCAAGAUGUUUUUGAGCAAACUCAAAACCAAAACUCUAAUUUUGUUUUUUGAGAAAAUUUUAAAGUUAUGUCAGGUUCAUUGUCAAAGCAGUGUUGAUGUUGAUAUCCAGAAAGUGCAUUUAUCAUGCAAAUGUAAAUAUGUAAAUAGGCUUAGCGCUUACUUUAUUGCAUAUUUGAAAGGUAUACUUAAAGAAUGUUAUAUUUUAAACCAACAUUCACAUCUAGUAAAUAAAUACAAAGUUUUAAAGCACCGAGUUUGCAGCAUUCUAAAAAAAUCCUUGAGUCUCUUUUUUGUAUUCUGCUAAGCAACAAUACCGGGGCUUCGCCUAAGUUUUUUGGAGAAGGCCGGCACCAUUGGCUAUUAAUCUAUUUCAGCCUCUUCUGAAGGCUCCUGCAUCCUGUUGUUUUAGCCUCUCUUUAACUACUUUCCAAUGACGUCACUUCGUAUGAUUCGGCUGGUACGUUUACGGGUUCAAAUAUUUCAGACUGAAUUUU